CAGUCCCUUAAUCUUGAUAGCAUUGAUGUCAGCGGCACACUGCCUGCUGGUAAAUGAGCUUCAGAGAGGACCAUGUUGUAGAAACGGUAUAAGUAAUGUCAUUCUGUGUUCUUGCAGGAGGGAGGUUUAAAAAGGAGAUUGUGGUGGAUGGACAGAGUUAUCUCUUGCUGAUCAGGGAUGAAGGCGGCCCACCAGAACUGCAGUUUGCUGCCUGGGUGGACGCGGUAGUGUUCGUCUUCAGCUUGGAGGAUGAGAUCAGCUUCCAGACAGUUUAUAACUACUUCCUGCGUCUUUCCAGCUACAGGAACACGGCAGAGGUUCCCAUGGUGCUGGUGGGGACGCAGGAUGCCAUCAGCGCUGCCAACCCAAGAGUGAUAGAUGACGCCCGGGCUCGGAAACUAUCCAACGACCUGAAACGCUCCACGUAUUACGAAACCUGCUCCACCUAUGGUCUUAACGUGGAGAGAGUCUUUCAAGAUGGUGAGAUGCUUUAUGUGAUAACCAGUGUCUCUGAAGUCUACUUUAAGUGUUAAUGCCAAGUAUUUAUCCUCAGGUGUGAGUUUACUAACCUAGUUUGCCGUUAAAGGGACAGUUCACCCAAAAAUGAAA
Molecule: messenger RNA, 609 nt
Organism: Sinocyclocheilus grahami
Lineage: Eukaryota; Metazoa; Chordata; Actinopteri; Cypriniformes; Cyprinidae
Product: arf-GAP with GTPase, ANK repeat and PH domain-containing protein 3-like
Exons: 3
Coding region: 96-533 (145 amino acids)
Biological process (GO): activation of GTPase activity
Cellular component (GO): nucleus
Molecular function (GO): GTPase activity; GTPase activator activity; GTP binding
Source: RefSeq, a predicted model, not a curated record